UCGCCAGUUCGCUGGGCGAAUCCUGCAGCUUAGCGUUUGUCAAAGCAUAUUUUAUGAAUAAACGCUCAAAUGCUGCCACUGGGCGAUGACAAAAAGGAUCGCUAUGCCAAGCUGUCCUUUCUGGGCGAGGGUCAGUUCGCCAUUGUGUACAAGGCGCGCGAUACCGUCACCAGCCAAAUUGUGGCCGUUAAGAAGAUUAAGAAGGGCAGCCGUGACGAGGCACGCGAUGGCAUCAAUCGCACAGCAUUGCGCGAAAUUAAGAUACUGCAAGAGCUGCAGCACGAGAACAUCAUUGGACUCGUCGAUGUCUUUGGCCAGCUGUCGAAUGUGUCGCUUGUCUUUGAUUUCAUGGACACCGACCUUGAGGUCAUCAUCAAGGACAACAAGAUCAUACUCACACAGGCGAACAUCAAGGCAUAUGCGAUCAUGACGCUACGUGGCCUCGAAUAUCUGCACGUCAAUUGGAUCCUGCAUCGCGAUCUGAAGCCCAAUAAUUUGCUAGUGAACAGCGAUGGCAUCUUAAAAAUUGGUGAUUUCGGUCUGGCCAAGAGUUUUGGAUCGCCCAAUCGCAUCUAUACCCAUCAUGUGGUCACGCGCUGGUAUCGCUCGCCGGAGCUGCUCUUUGGUGCCCGGCAGUAUGGAACCGGUGUGGACAUGUGGGCCGUUGGCUGCAUACUGGCUGAGCUGAUGUUGCGUGUACCCUUUCUGCCCGGCGAUUCGGAUCUGGAUCAGCUGACGCGGAUAUUCAGCGUCUUGGGCACACCCACAGAAGCCGAAUGGCCGUAUAUCAGCAAACUCCACGACUAUCUGCAGUUCCGUCACUUUGUGGGCACACCCCUACCGAAUAUCUUCACAGCCGCCGGCAAUGAUAUGAUCACUCUGAUGCGCCGUCUGUUUGCCAUGAAUCCCCUCAAGCGUUGCUCGUGCCGGGAGGCGCUGAGCAUGCCCUAUUUUCGCAAUAAGCCUGCUCCCACCGUUGGCCCCAAGCUGCCCAUGCCGUCGUCCAUAUUGGCCCUCAAGGAGGGCGCCAACACCGAGAAGCCUGCACUCAAACGUAAAUUGGUCGAGACGACAGUCCGAACCAACUUUCUGCCUCAGAAGAAAAAGUUGAUGUUCUAGGCGGCUAUUGCAUUCAGUUCUUAUUUAACUAGAUGUUUAAGCUACACGUUUACAAUACAUUUAUUAUACAUAUACUAUAU
Drosophila arizonae is the source of this 1199-nucleotide messenger RNA. RefSeq names its product Cyclin-dependent kinase 7 (gene Cdk7). Gene Ontology annotation, biological process: protein phosphorylation; positive regulation of transcription by RNA polymerase II. The record is from RefSeq and is a predicted model, not a curated record. Gene Ontology annotation, cellular component: cytoplasm; transcription factor TFIIK complex; transcription factor TFIIH holo complex. Lineage: Eukaryota; Metazoa; Arthropoda; Insecta; Diptera; Drosophilidae. Gene Ontology annotation, molecular function: RNA polymerase II CTD heptapeptide repeat kinase activity; cyclin-dependent protein serine/threonine kinase activity; ATP binding.